Pseudogymnoascus destructans is the source of this 755-nucleotide messenger RNA. RefSeq lists its product as uncharacterized. Bases 1 to 624 code for a protein of 207 amino acids. The record is from RefSeq and is a predicted model, not a curated record. NCBI's taxonomy places the organism in Eukaryota, Fungi, Ascomycota, Leotiomycetes, Thelebolales, Thelebolaceae. The transcript has 2 exons.
AUGCUUUUCACCUCUGUCAUAACCCUCGCUCUCAUCCCCCUCACCCUCGCGGUCCCCGCCCCUCUCGUCGCCCGCGCUCCCCCGAACAUCCCCACCACCGCCGCCGCCAAGACCGCGCUCGCCGGCCUCACCGUCGCCGCUCAGGGCUCCCAAACUGGCUACUCCCGCGCUCUCUUCCCCCACUGGAUCACCAUCUCCGGCACCUGCAACACCCGCGAGACCGUCCUCAAGCGUGAUGGCACCGGUGUCGUGACCGACAGUGCUUGCGCUUCCACCAGCGGCACCUGGCUCAGCCCUUACGAUGGCGCCACCUGGACCGCUGCCAGCGACGUCGACAUCGACCACUUGGUGCCCCUGAGCAAUGCGUGGAAGUCUGGUGCUGCUUCGUGGACCACCCCCCAGAGACAGGGUUUCGCCAACGAUCUCGUCAACCCCCAGCUGCUGGCUGUUACGGAUACUGUCAACCAGGCCAAGGGCGACAAGGGACCUGAGGACUGGAAGCCAUCUUUGACCUCUUACCACUGCAUCUACGCCAAGAUGUGGGUCAAGGUCAAGAGCGUCUACGAUCUUACCAUCACCACUGCUGAGAAGGCUGCCUUGACCACUAUGUUGGCCACGUGCUAGAGAGCCAACUUGUGGAUGUAUUGUAGAACUUCAGCGUUGGUAGCGAUCUAUAACGUAGAAUAGUAGGGCCAAAAACAGUGAUCUCAGAAUGCAUAUCAGUUAAUCUAGCUACUGUAAUUAUUUCUAUAUAG